CAACAGUUACUAGUAGCCCUUCCCUUUGUGUGAGUCUGACUCUGAGCUCGUGACUUUCUCGCAGUCUGUCUCCGAGCAAGGCGGAGAGUUGGCGGAGAGGGAACUUUGCAGGUUAGAAAAGCGGCCAGGAAAGGGGCCAGGGAAAGGCGCUGACACCGGUUGUUGAGGCCCCUUACAUAAUAUACCAAAGGGAUUUUGAGUCGAAGGGGCGAAGGAAUUUGUGCGGAUUGUCAGGAUGGAUAGAGAUUUUGGAAGCAAGACGGGUGGGGGUGGUGUAGCGUCCGCCCAGAAUGAGGCCAUCGAUAGAAGGGAGCGCCUGCGGAGGCUUGCGCUUGAGACCAUUGAUCUUGCUAAGGACCCUUACUUCAUGCGCAACCAUUUGGGAAGCUAUGAAUGCAAACUGUGCCUCACUCUGCACAACAAUGAGGGGAACUACCUUGCGCAUACUCAAGGAAAGCGCCAUCAGCAGAACCUGGCAAAGCGGGCCGCCAAAGAAGCAAAGGAUCAGCCGGUCCUGCCGCAGCCAAGCAAGAGGAGGAUCGACCCCCGCAAAACAGUCAAGAUCGGGCGGCCUGGGUACCGUGUGACGAAGCAGUUUGACAAGGAGACGAAGCAGCGCUCGCUGCUCUUCCAGGUCGAGUACCCGGAGAUCGAGGACGGGGUGGCGCCGCGCCACCGCUUCAUGAGCGCAUUUGAGCAGAAGGUGGAGGCGUGGGACAAGAAGUACCAGUACCUGCUCUUUGCGGCGGAGCCGUACGAGGUCAUUGCAUUCAAGAUUCCCAGCAUCGAGAUCGACAAAACGAACAACUUCUACACUUUCUGGAACCCUGACGCCAAGGUCUUCACGCUGAACCUCUACUUCAAGAACAAGGCCCAAUUGGCGGCUCCGUCCGCAGUCCCCGCACCCCCUUUGGCCCCCGGGGUUGCUUCCCGGCCCCCCCCUCCUCCAUCCGGGCUGGUACCCCCGCCGCCUGGAGUGGCUGGUCCACCCCCCCGGGACGUCGUUCCGAGCUCUGGGCCUGCCAGACCACCCCCGCCUCCAGGAGCAGGUGCGCCCCCUCCUUUCGCAAAUGGCCGACCCCCCCCACCACCUCAGGCUGCCGGUCAGCAGUUCGCUCGGCCGCCACCCCCCCAGUUCGCUAACCAGCCACGCCCCCCACCCCCUCAGUACGCCAACGCCCCUCCUCAGGGGGGCCCCCCACCGCCACAAUUUAUGGGCGGCGCACCCCCCCAGGGGGGCCCGCCUCCAGGCCCGUAUGGGAAUGCGCCUCCACCGGGGGGGCCGAAUUAUCCUGGGGGGCCGCCCCCUGGUGGAAAUUACGGUCCUCCGGGGGGGCAGUUUGGGCAGGGUCCGCCGCCCCCUCAAGGGUAUCAAGGAGGGCCUCCUCCUGGGCAGCAAUACCGGGGUCCACCCCCGCCAAGAUAGUUUAUCAUCGGAGAAAGCCGGUACGUAAACUGAGCUUUUGGCUACAGGCUUUUCUUCAAUGUAGCUUCGAGGGGCUUUCUUAUCGCUGUAAUGAGCUGCUGCUUUGAUGAAAAGCCAACAUGGAGCUCGCAAAGGAACCGUUCAAUGGCCUUUGCGCUCGGCAUGGCUGCAAAGGCCUCAUGAGUGAGUCUGGUCGCACUCUUUCGUAUCCAACCCUUCACCUAUUGGAGCUGCAACAGCCCAUAGACUUCGUAGACUUAUGAGCACUGUGAACUUGUCUCUCAAGCGGUUGCAAUGAUGCAGGUUUGGUGAGACGGCUUUUCGGCUCUGAAGGCUAG
This is a messenger RNA of Klebsormidium nitens, 1764 nucleotides long. The record is from the annotation of a GenBank genome assembly. NCBI's taxonomy places the organism in Eukaryota, Viridiplantae, Streptophyta, Klebsormidiophyceae, Klebsormidiales, Klebsormidiaceae.